This is a messenger RNA of Medicago truncatula (barrel medic), 618 nucleotides long. Its product is annotated as photosystem I reaction center subunit psaK, chloroplastic. Gene Ontology annotation, biological process: photosynthesis. The coding region runs from base 128 to 520 and encodes 130 amino acids. The transcript has 3 exons. NCBI's taxonomy places the organism in Eukaryota, Viridiplantae, Streptophyta, Magnoliopsida, Fabales, Fabaceae. Gene Ontology annotation, cellular component: membrane; photosystem I. The record is from RefSeq and is a predicted model, not a curated record.
AUUAGAUUCUGCUUACUUCUUACAUCAUAAUAUCAUAACCUUCAAAAUCUUUGUGUGUGACAAAUAAACUUAAAAGAGAGAUUCAUAACUCAAUUUUAUUUUUCAUUUGCUCUCAUAGUUUGAACAAAUGGCAACUUCUAUGAUGAUAACUUUGCCUCAAUUCACUGGUCUUAGAUCACAACUCAAACCUUCUCCUAUCCAGGGUUUGGUUGCUGCCCAACCUAUGACAAAGCGCAAGGGAAAGGGUGCUUUGGGAGUUCGUUGUGACUUCAUUGGUUCAUCAACUAAUGUGAUUAUGGUGGCAUCUACAACCCUAAUGUUGUUUGCCGGAAGAUUUGGAUUGGCUCCAUCAGCAAACAGGAAAGCAACAGCAGGACUAAAGCUGGAGACAAGGGACUCAGGCUUGCAGACUGGUGACCCAGCUGGGUUCACUCUUGCUGAUACUUUGGCAUGUGGAACUGUUGGACACAUCAUUGGUGUUGGUGUUGUUCUUGGUCUUAAGAACAUUGGUGCAUUGUAAAAAAGAAAACUAUGUUGUGAACUUGUGUUCUAUCUGUAAUAAGUUUUAAUGUCAUUUUAUUUUUGCAUCCUUGAGACUUAACCUUUAUUCUUUCUUAA